Molecule: messenger RNA, 1263 nt
Organism: Thermothelomyces thermophilus ATCC 42464
Lineage: Eukaryota; Fungi; Ascomycota; Sordariomycetes; Sordariales; Chaetomiaceae
Exons: 2
Coding region: 237-1127 (296 amino acids)
Biological process (GO): protein phosphorylation
Molecular function (GO): protein serine/threonine kinase activity; ATP binding
Source: RefSeq, a predicted model, not a curated record
GCGGAGCUUAUCGAGCAGCUUGGAAAUAUUCCGUAGCUGGAGCUAAAUAAAUGACCCUCCCUGGAAGCUGCUGGCUGGCAGUGGCAGAACCAGUAGGUGCCUUCCUGCACCCUUCUCCCUCAGCUACCUGACUUCCACCCCGCACGAAACUGCGGAAACCCCGCUCUGGCGAGGAUCUCUUUCCUCGUUCGCAUCACCGUCAUUCCUCGGCAGUCAUUCCUUGGCACUCUUUCAUCAUGGGUCGCGUUUGUGCCGACUGCGGGCGCGACCUUCCCCAGACCUCCUACACCUCCAAACAGUGGUCCAAGGGUUUGGGGCUGUCGCGAUGCGCCGGCUGCGUUCACGGCCAUUCCUCCGACACUCCUGCUACCCAACAAUCCGACAGCGGCCGGUACAAUGACUCUGUCAGUGCCAAGUUCUCCCACGAUGCUCUCAACAACCCUUUCGCAUCGGGUGCCUUUCGUUGGGUUGCCAAGGGGGUUUACACCAGCGGCGCACGAUCUGGCCAGGCCUGCGUUUUGAAAUGGUUCAAGACGGGUGCUGUCUUCGAAGAUGACUACUUUGCUCUGGACAUCAAGGCAGUCGACAGAGCUCUGGAGAUUGUGAACCGCUUCAACGAGCUGAAUAUCGUCAACAAGACCAUCAAGAUCAACGUGCCCUCAGUGUGGGUCUUCGACAAGACGUCUUCCCGGGCUGGCCAGAAAGCACUGGUUGAGCCCUUCAUUCAGAACUACCAAAAGUUCAACAGCAACACUGGUUGGAAGGACGAUUGGGGCGCGUGGCCGCAGGUCAUGCAGGCGCUGAGCCACUUCAGCUACCACGUCUCGGGCGGAAACCACGUGCUCUGCGACCUGCAGGGCGGCAUCUACCAGCACGAGCUUGUCUUAUCCGACCCGGUGAUCCUCUCCCGGACCGGCGACUACGGCGUCACCGAUCUCGGCCGCGACGGAAUCAGCUCCUUCUUCAGUCAGCACGACUGCAACCAGUACUGCCGCCCCAACUGGACGAAGCCCGCCAAUCCGCAGCUGCACUUCAACCCGGUCCCAGGCACGACCAUGCUCCGCCGCACCGUGCCAACCGCCGCGUCGCGGCCCAGAAAUACCCGUGACUAUAGGAACUGGUACUGAGUGAUGGAAUCAUGCAGUGGUUGUGCGGAUGAAACUGACGAUCUUCGUAUCUCUGCUACGGUAGUUGGCGAUGGUUCUGGAGGAAGAAGGACGGAGGCGUCCAGAGCCAGCCUGCAGGAAGAUGUGGGUGGCUGCA